Lampris incognitus (smalleye Pacific opah) is the source of this 3275-nucleotide messenger RNA. It is a transcript of the gene psmd1, whose product is annotated as proteasome 26S subunit, non-ATPase 1. The transcript is spliced from 25 exons. Gene Ontology annotation, biological process: proteasome-mediated ubiquitin-dependent protein catabolic process; regulation of protein catabolic process. Bases 142 to 3033 code for a protein of 963 amino acids. Gene Ontology annotation, molecular function: enzyme regulator activity. Lineage: Eukaryota; Metazoa; Chordata; Actinopteri; Lampriformes; Lampridae. The record is from RefSeq and is a predicted model, not a curated record. Gene Ontology annotation, cellular component: proteasome regulatory particle, base subcomplex; proteasome complex; proteasome storage granule.
GAAGCCGUCGCGGCUGUGGUUUGUUUGUGUCGGUUUUCUCGGACACCGUCUCGUUUUCUACCCCUCACUGAACACGCUCAAGGAGAAUAAAACGACUACUAAGCGGAAUCGUGGAGCUGAGGAGUGACUGGAGAGCCAAACAUGAUAACGUCUGCCGCUGGAAUUAUUUCGCUCCUCGAUGAAGAGGAACCGCAGCUCAAGGAGUUUGCUCUGCAUAAGCUGGAUGCCAUCGUCAAUGAUUUUUGGGCUGAGAUUUCAGGAUCUGUAGAUAAAAUAGAGGUCCUGUAUGAGGAUGAAACGUUUCGGAGCAGAGAAUUUGCUGCCCUGGUUGCCUCUAAAGUCUUCUACCACCUUGGAGCCUUUGAGGAAUCCCUCAACUAUGCCCUGGGUGCUGGAGACCUCUUCAAUGUCACAGAUGACUCUGAGUAUGUGGAGACCAUCAUUGCCAAAUGCAUUGACCACUACACCAAGCUGAGGGUGGAGAAUGCUGAGCUCCCGGAGGACGAGGAGAAGAAGAGCAUUGACCCCCGUCUGGAGGGCAUCGUCAACAAGAUGUUCCAGCGUUGCCUAGGUGACCACAAGUACAAGCAGGCAAUUGGCAUCGCCCUGGAGACCAGGCGGCUCGACAUUUUUGAGAAGACCAUUCUGGAGUCGAACGAUGUGAGCGGUCUCCUGGCCUACAGCCUGAAGGUGUGCAUGUCCCUAAUGCAGAACAAGAAGUUCCGUAACGAGGUGCUCCGUGUAUUGGUCAAACUCUAUAUGAACCUAGAGAAGCCCGACUUCAUCAAUGUCUGUCAGUGCCUGAUCUUCUUAGAUGAUCCGCAGGCUGUGAGUGAUAUCCUGGAGAAGCUGGUGAAGGAGGACAACCUGCUGAUGGCCUACCAGAUCUGCUUCGACUUGUACGAAAGCGCCAGCCAGCAGUUCCUCUCCUCUGUCAUCCAGAACCUGCGCACUGUGGGCACGCCCAUCCCCGCCGUGCCUGGCUCCACCAACACGGGCACGGUGCCCACCGCUGACAAAGAUGGUGAUGCAAUGGAAACGGAUGACAAGGCCGGGAGCUCCCCUGCUGGAAAGCCAACAGACACGAAAGAGGAGCCCAAAGACCAGAAUGCCAAAAUGAUCAAAAUCCUCAGUGGAGAGAUGGCCAUAGAGCUGCACCUGCAGUUCCUCAUCCGGAACAACAACACAGACCUGAUGAUUCUCAAAAACACAAAGGAUGCAGUCCGAAAUUCGGUGUGUCACACUGCCACGGUUAUAGCCAAUUCCUUCAUGCACACAGGAACCACAAGUGACCAGUUCCUCAGAGAAAACUUGGAAUGGCUGGCAAGAGCGACCAACUGGGCCAAGUUCACCGCCACAGCUAGCCUUGGUGUCAUCCACAAGGGCCAUGAGAAAGAGGCGCUCCAGUUAAUGGCCACCUACCUGCCCAAAGACACCUCCCCCGGCUCUGCCUACCAGGAGGGGGGGGGACUGUACGCCCUGGGGCUGAUCCACGCCAACCACGGAGGGGACAUCAUCGACUACCUGCUCAGCCAGCUGAAAAAUGCCAGCAACGAUAUUGUCCGUCAUGGCGGUGCCCUCGGCCUGGGACUGGCUGCUCUGGGAACAGCCAGGCAGGACGUCUACGACCUGCUGAAGUCCAACCUGUACCAGGACGAUGCUGUUACUGGAGAGGCAGCAGGUCUGGCCCUGGGUCUGGUCAUGCUGGGCUCUAAAUCAGCUCAGGCCAUAGAGGACAUGGUGGGCUAUGCCCAGGAGACACAGCACGAGAAGAUCCUGCGUGGCCUGGCUGUAGGCAUCGCCCUUGUCAUGUACGGCCGCAUGGAGGAGGCCGACGCUCUCAUUGAGAGCCUCUGUAGAGACAAGGACCCCAUCCUGAGGCGCUCAGGAAUGUACACGGUUGGCAUGGCCUACUGUGGCUCUGGAAACAACAAGGCCAUCCGCCGCCUGCUGCAUGUCGCUGUGAGCGACGUGAAUGAUGAUGUGAGGAGGGCUGCCGUGGAAUCCAUCGGCUUCAUCAUGUUCAGGACCCCAGAGCAGUGCCCCAGUGUGGUUUCUCUCCUGUCAGAGAGCUACAACCCCCAUGUGCGUUGUGGGGCAGCCAUGGCUCUGGGUAUCUGCUGUGCUGGGACAGGAAACAAGGAGGCAAUCAACCUGCUGGAACCGAUGACCAAUGACCCGGUGAACUACGUGAGACAGGGCGCCCUCAUUGCCUCUGCCCUCAUUAUGAUCCAGCAGACCGAAGUCACUUGUCCAAAGGUGAACCAGUUCAGGCAGCUGUACUCCAAGGUCAUCAAUGAUAAGCACGAUGACGUCAUGGCCAAGUUCGGCGCAAUCUUGGCCCAGGGCAUCCUGGAUGCAGGUGGACGUAACGUUACCAUCUCUCUACAGUCCAGGACGGGACACACUCACAUGCCGUCAGUGGUGGGCCUGCUGGUCUUCACCCAGUUCUGGUUCUGGUUCCCUCUGUCUCACUUCCUGUCGCUAGCCUUCACCCCCACCGCCAUCAUCGGCCUCAACAAAGACCUCAAGAUGCCCAAGGUCCAGUACCGCUCCAACUGUAAGCCCUCCACCUUCGCAUAUCCUCCGGCCCUGGAGGUCCCCAAAGAGAAGGAGAAGGAGAAGGUAUCCACUGCUGUUCUCUCCAUCACAGCCAAAGCCAAGAAGAAGGAGAAGGAAAAGAAAGAGAAGGAGGAGGAGAAAAUGGAAGUGGAGGUUCAGGAGGCGGAUAAGGAGAAGAAGGAUGAGGAGAAGGAGAAAGACAAGGAGAAGAAGAAGGAGCCUGAGCCCAGCUUCCAGCUCCUGGAGAACCCUGCCAGGGUGCUGCCCGCCCAGCUCAAAGUCCUCACCAUGCCAGAGACCUGCCGCUACCAGCCCUUCAAACCGCUGCACACGGGCGGCAUCAUCAUCAUGAAGGAUACCAGUCAGGAAGAGGAGGAGCUAGUGGAGCCGGUAUCCGCCCACGGCCCCAAGAUUGAGGAAGAGGAGCAGGAGCCCGAGCCGCCGGAGCCCUUUGAGUACAUUGAUGAGUAGAUCAUCUCCUGGUAGCCAGGCAGCGUCUCCUGGCCUCAGAAGAACGGACCCCACCUCCAGCGCCUCUGUCUACAACUCCUCUCCUCCAUCCAGCUAUCCAGCUCUCCACCCGUCAGCCCCUGCACUCCUUUUCUUUUUACAUGUCCCCCUUGUCCCGGCUCCCUCACGCUGCAGACAGGCUGUGUGUCACACGUUACUGUUGAAGUGUUGUGAGUUUCUGUCACCACAAUAAAAGAUCUAUA